CCAGCGCUGCCAGAGCUCCAGCCGCGUAUUCGCAGCGGCCGGGAAGAGCAGAGAAAAUACCCUGUGAAAGAAGAGAUUGGAAGAGGGGAUUGAAAUGUUUGAAAAAGUGUUAUUUCGUGUUGGGCACAGUGCUUGCUAGGUGCUGGGUACUCACUGUGAACGAGGCAGAUGGGGGUCACCAAACUUGAGGACCAGAGCCUUGUGUCGGAGAUGUGGACCCGGCUUUAACUCCGUCAUGGCUUCCAGCUUCUUGGACCUGAGGCUCCAGAGAAGGAAAUGACUGUUCCGGGCUCUUGCUCCAGCUCAGUUACGGAAACUGGACCUUCAUAGGGUGUGGACUUACAGAGAGAACAGGAAAGUUUCUCUUUGAAGGGCUUUAAAUUUGUAACAUAGAAAAUAAAAAUGACGACUUCAUCUAUCAGACGGCAGAUGAAAAACAUUGUGAACAAUUACUCAGAGGCUGAAAUCAAAGUCCGGGAAGCCACCUCCAAUGACCCAUGGGGACCAUCCAGCUCUCUGAUGACCGAGAUUGCUGACCUGACUUAUAACGUGGUUGCCUUCUCAGAGAUCAUGAGUAUGGUGUGGAAACGGCUCAAUGACCAUGGCAAGAACUGGAGGCACGUGUAUAAGGCGCUGACCCUGCUGGACUACCUCAUUAAGACAGGCUCUGAGCGUGUGGCCCAGCAGUGCCGUGAGAACAUCUUUGCCAUCCAGACCUUGAAGGACUUCCAGUAUAUUGACCGGGACGGCAAGGACCAGGGCAUCAAUGUGCGUGAAAAGUCUAAGCAGCUGGUGGCCCUUCUCAAGGAUGAUGAGCGACUGAAGGCUGAGAGGGCCCAGGCUCUCAAAACCAAAGAGCGCAUGGCCCAGGUGGCCACUGGCAUGGGCAGCAACCAGAUCACCUUUGGCCGCGGCUCCAGCCAGCCCAAUCUCUCCACCAGCUACUCAGAGCAGGAGUAUGGCAAGGCUGGGGGGUCACCGGCCUCCUAUCAUGGCUCGCCUGAGGCCUCGCUGUGCCCCCAGCACCGCACAGGGGCCCCGCUGGGUCAGAGUGAGGAGCUGCAGCCACUGAGCCAGCGCCACCCUUUCCUGCCGCACCUGGGGCUGGCCUCCCGCCCAAAUGGCGACUGGUCCCAGCCCUGCCUCACUUGUGACCGCGCAGCCCGAGCCACUUCCCCCCGGGUGUCUUCUGAGCUGGAGCAGGCUCGACCACAGACAAGUGGAGAAGAAGAGCUGCAGCUGCAGCUGGCACUUGCCAUGAGCAGAGAAGUGGCUGAGCAGGAAGAACGCCUCAGACGGGGUGAUGACCUCAGAUUACAGAUGGCCCUAGAAGAAAGCCGAAGAGACACAGUCAAAGUUCCAAAAAAAAAAGAGCACGGCUCCCACCCACCGCAGACCACACUGUUGGAUUUAAUGGAUGCUCUCCCCAGUUCAGGCCCUGUUGCCCAGAAAGCGGAGCCCUGGGGCCCAGCAGCCUCUGCUAACCAGACCAACCCCUGGGGUGGUUCGGCGGCUCCCUCGAGCACUUCGGACCCCUGGCCAUCAUUUGGUGCCAAGCCAGCUGCCUCUGUGGACCCGUGGGGAGUGCCCACCACAGCCAGCACACAAACAGUCCCCAAGACCUCAGAUCCCUGGGCAGCUCCGCAGCAGCCUGCCCCCAAUGCUGGGAAAACAACAACAACGGAUGCCUGGGGUGUAGCUUCAGCUACCAAGCCCAUACCUGCUUCGGGAUCCUUUGAGCUGUUCAGUAAUUUCAAUGGUACAAUUAAAGACGACUUUUCUGAAUUUGACAACCUCCGAACUUCAAAAAAAUCAGCUGAGUCUGUGGCCUCUCUGCCAUCCCAGAACAAUGGAACUGCAAGCCCUGACCCCUUUGAGUCUCAGCCCCUGACUGUUGCCUCAAGCAAGCCCAGCAGUGCCCGGAAAACACCCGAGUCUUUCCUGGGCCCCAACGCGGCCUUGGUGAACCUGGACUCACUGGUGACCAGGCCCGCCCCAGCGGCUCAGUCCCUCAACCCCUUCCUGGCCCCAGGUGCAGCUGCUGCCUCGGCCCCAGUCAACCCCUUCCAGGUGAACCAGCCCCAGCCACUCACGUUGAACCAGCUGCGGGGGAGCCCAGUCCUGGGGAGCAGCGCAUCCUUUGGGCCUGGCUCAGGAGUAGAGCCCGUGGCUGUGGCCCCCAUGACCUCAGCAGCCCCACAUCCAGCUCUGGGGGCUGGUGGCUCCUCUUUGACAUCACUGGGCCCUGCAGCGAUGAACAUGGUGGGCAGCGUGGGCAUUCCCCCAUCAGCAGCUCAGGCCACCGGCACAACCAACCCUUUCCUUCUCUAGUGCCCCAGGCUCCGACCUCCCUGAGUGAAAGCCUGGAGUACCAAUGCCAGAGGACUUGUAGCAGGGACUCUCGUUUGUGGGGUGGCGGCUGAGAGUGUGGAGUGUUAGGGCUUUUCAGUUCCAGCUUCCUGGUGAAGGGUUGUCCUAUGGCCUCGACCCUUAGACUGAGCAGCACAUAGCUGUCCACGCUGUGUGGGGUCGGCCUGCCCUUGCCGCCGCCUCCCAAGUGCUCAGCUCCCAAGCUCCUCUGAGGCCUUGGACAAGGAAGCAAAGUCAUCAGUGUUGCUCUGGCCCCAGCCUCAGCCCAAGGGUCUCUGGCUUACUGCCUAGCCCCAAACUUGGGACAGUCGCCUCGUCUUUACUCCCACCCCGCAGCCCUAGGGGCACUGCAGGCUGUCCCCAAGGUGGAUGGGAUGAAGCACCCUUCCCAUUCAACACUGACCUGUGGGAGAGUGGUUGUGCAUAUUUUUCUUUUUCUUUGACUCGUGUGUGAGUUCAAAGUAAACACCACCGUGGACAACUCUUGAAUUAAAUCCACUAGAGCAAGCUUUAAAACUAACCUGAGCAUAACCCUGCCACGUGGCUCUAUGCUUGUACACGUUUGCACAUAUUUUGUUUAGUACAGUUUCAUAUUUGAGUUUGCAGAAUUAUCUAAUAGUCUUUUUUUGGCUAAUAUUUUUAUAACGUGGUUCUUAUUUAACUGUCUAGUUUUGAUAGAAUUUACCAGGUCAGGCUGACUUAAGAUCUUGGCACGUGUCAUUUUAGUGGUUUAAAUCCUCUUAUUUAUGGUUUUAACUGUAAGAAAAUUUAAAAAGGAAGAGAUGUUUGGAUGACAAAAAUAUGCCUUAUGGAAAAACUAAAGCAAAUUCUUUAUAGGGGAAAGUAUGAAAAUUUGAUUACACAAAAAAGAUGAUGUUUAUUUAAAAAAACAAAAAAACAAAAAAACCUCCAACAGCAACAAAAACUCACAGCCUCCAGUUGCCUUUUCCUUUCUCUAUUUUGGUGAUUUACAAAAACCAGUUGACUCUCAGCCUUUUUGGCUAGUUCAUGAGAGGCUUUUAUUUCUUAACAAUAUGCCAUCUUGAAAAUUGAAAAAAACUAACUUAUGAAUGUGACUCACCAGUUUUUACCAACUAAUUCCUUUUUUAAUUAAUGUCAUGCAGGGAUUUAGGGACUUCUGUUUACAGUGGGAAUUUGAAGUGGUGGAAUUUCCCUUAGCCUUUUGUCCAUGCUCUUCUCUGACUCGAUCCAUGCUCAGGUUUACGACAGGAUCGGGUCCCAGAGGUCCCUGGAGGAUGGUCCCCAGGCUGAGAUAGAGGCAGGGAACCAGGGCUGGCCCUGAUCCAUCUACCUGCCAACUCCAGGUACAGGUUGCAGUUUGAGAAGUAAUCAUCUCUUAUUUUUGAGAUGAAAAAAAAAAUCAUUUUCACAUAGGAUCGAGUUUUAACAUGCACUAAUAUCUCCCACUCCCAACCUCCUGCUGUCCUUACCCCAUCCACCACUGUAAAGAAAAGUAUUAAGUCCCAGAUUAUAAAUUAGAAAAGACUUGCUUUUCCCCAGGGAAGGGACAUCCCCCGAAUCCUGUGUCCUGGCAACUUGCCUGGCAGAUAUUUCUGAAAUCGAGUCCCAGCUUGGACUUCUCACCCCCAGCUCUAGAGGCAGCCGACCACCUGCCAGCCCCUCUCUGUUCCAGGAAGAGAUCCCACCCUCAGCACCAGCAUGGGAGGGAUCCAUAAUGGUCUCUGGGCUGCCAGGAGGCCACUCGAGCUCUGAGUGAGGACUGCCUGCUUGGGCCACUCCUCCCAGAACUGGAGGCCUGAGGCCAGCCUUGGUGCAUUUGCCGCCCAGGAAGGCAGGUGGCUGGGUUUCUCCUGCUUGGGGAGGGUGGGGGGCACCAUGGGAUGCCGAGGCAGGGCGCCUGCCCAGGAUGGUGCUCUCCCUCAAAAGGUGCAGGGCCUGGGCCAGCGUACAGGGUGGUAUACCAGACUGCUUGGGGUCAGUGAUUCUUUUGUAAUAGACAAGAGUCCUUCCUUAUGUGACUGAGGCCCCAACCUAACAAGCCUCUGGGCCACCCAAGAGCAGCCCUCCCUCCGCCCCGCUCCUGUUACAGGUCAUCCCGAGUGCACGUUGUCCCUGUUGCCCACUGCACUGAUCAUGAAGCCACCAGUUGCUGCCACGUGUGUUGCACACAUGCUACUGUGCCCCCUCCUGAUGAGCACCAUGGUGGAGGAAGUCACCCAGCCAUUUCCCUGUGGGCCGGUGGCUGGUUUUGAACUUGUGUUGACUGUUGAUACUUAUUUACUGUAUAAAUAUAAUUUAUCAUUUGUAUCAUGA
Messenger RNA from Ictidomys tridecemlineatus (thirteen-lined ground squirrel), 4665 nucleotides. It is a transcript of the gene Epn2, whose product is annotated as epsin 2. Gene Ontology annotation, biological process: endocytosis. The record is from RefSeq and is a predicted model, not a curated record. Gene Ontology annotation, cellular component: endosome; clathrin vesicle coat; plasma membrane. Gene Ontology annotation, molecular function: clathrin binding; phospholipid binding. Lineage: Eukaryota; Metazoa; Chordata; Mammalia; Rodentia; Sciuridae.